Molecule: messenger RNA, 2215 nt
Organism: Morone saxatilis (striped sea-bass)
Lineage: Eukaryota; Metazoa; Chordata; Actinopteri; Moronidae
Gene: trip13
Product: thyroid hormone receptor interactor 13
Exons: 14
Coding region: 156-1418 (420 amino acids)
Biological process (GO): meiotic recombination checkpoint signaling; reciprocal meiotic recombination
Cellular component (GO): nucleus; chromosome
Molecular function (GO): ATP hydrolysis activity; ATP binding
Source: RefSeq, a predicted model, not a curated record
CAAAACAAACGAUGUGUUUCCGGUUUAACAAAGCAGCGCGCUGAAUUCGACCAACUUUCGUCUUUGUGACAGCACAGCGGACCGUCGCGGGUACCGGGACUGUGGUGGAUGCAAGUACUUAGAUCGAUAACACAAAUGGUGUAAGCUGUCCGGGAAUGGAAGAUGACACAAUGGAGGUGGGAAACCAGAAAUCAAACAUCCAUGUGGAGGUCCAUGUUAAAUCUCACAGCACGGCUAAAGUGUCUGACGUGAGGAUGCAUGUUCUGGCUCUACUGAAUCGCCACAGCAUGGUCUUUGGAAACUACAGAUGGACAGAGUUUGAUGAAGAGUUCUUGCAGAAACACGUGGAAUCUGUGGUUCUAGUUGACCUCGACAAUAUGCCUGUUGAUUUGAAGAGCUGCUCUGUUUCCGUUCACAUCUUCACUCUGAAUGAGGAUGGACCCAGCACGCUCAGUUUGGAAGAGGAUGAGGAGCUUUCAGCAGCCAAUCACUGGUUGCUGCCAGCAGCUGAAUUCCAUGGGAUUUGGGAGAGUCUGGUAUAUGAGAGAGGAGUCAAAUCACAGCUCCUGGAUUAUGUCACAACAACAAUUCACUUCUCCGAAAAAAAUGUCGACAGCAACCUGAUUUCAUGGAACCGCGUUGUGCUGCUUCAUGGACCCCCAGGCACAGGGAAAACAUCACUGUGCAAAGCUCUUGCCCAGAAGCUUUCAAUCAGACUGUCAAGUCGGUAUUCUUAUGGGCAAUUUGUUGAGAUAAACAGCCACAGCUUGUUCUCAAAGUGGUUCUCAGAGAGCGGUAAGCUGGUCACGAAGAUGUUUCAAAAGAUUCAACAACUGAUUGAUGACAAAGACGCUCUUGUGUUUGUUCUGAUUGAUGAGGUGGAGAGUCUGACAGCAGCUAGGAAUGCCUGCCAGGCGGGAACGGAGCCCUCUGACGCCAUCCGAGUGGUCAACUCUGUCCUCACUCAACUGGACCAGAUCAAACGACAUUCCAACGUUGUGAUCCUGACAACAUCCAACAUGACAGAAAAGAUAGACUUGGCGUUUGUGGACAGAGCUGACAUCAAGCAGUACAUCGGACCUCCGUCUGAGGAGGGCAUCUACAACAUCUACCUCUCCUGCCUGGAGGAGCUGAUGAGGUGCCAGAUAAUCUACCCCCGGCAGCAGCUGUUUACCAUAUUUGAGCUCGAGACGAUGGGCUUUGCAGAGAGUGAGGUGUCGGAACACAGUCUGAACCUGAGGGACAUUGCUCUAAAAAGCAAAGGUUUGAGUGGAAGAGCACUCAGGAAGUUACCAUUUCUAGCCCAUGCACUGUUUGUAAAGACGCCGGCGGUGACUAUUGCGAGGUUUCUGGAGGCUUUGGACCAAGCUGUGGAUAAACAGAAAGAGGAAAAAGCUAAUCUGGUCAACAGUGUCUGAACUUACUACAAUGCCCAAAGGCUGACACAUGAUUGUUAUGAGCUCUCAGUCCUGUGCCUUGUUUGUGUGUUUGUUUCUUGGAAAAUUACAAUUAAAUUUUUUUUAAAAGCCCAAUUAAAUUCAUUUGGCAGCACUAUGUUCAAUAUAAUAGCCAGUAUAGGAAGUUUGGUUGAAGAUCAAGUACCAAAUGCUUUCAUUUUUUUUGUGCUAUUAACCCAAAUGUUUACUCUGUUCCUAGUUAUUUGAUAUUUUAUGUAACAUGAAGCUUUAACCUUAACACUGCCAGCUUUUUUUUUGUUGUUCUCAUGUUAUAGGGAUAUUCCGAUCUGUGGUGGCAUAAAUUAUUAGCAAUAUAUUCAGUGUCUUGUAUUGAUACCGCUGCAUACACAUUAGCUCAGUCUGUCAGUUUGUUGGAGAUUUCCCACUGAAAUGGCAGCUUGUCGGACAGAAAUGAAAAGCAGUCCCACAAUAGGCUGUAGGCCUCAGUGGACAGUGAAGCAUCAGAAAUACAGUAUAGAUGAUGCAAUUUGUUGUGGAAUGUUAACAUUUUCUGACUGCUGUGUUGUGGUUUUAAGUGUUUUUGUUAACUGGUUCCAUUGUCUGCUGUUAAAUUCUAUAAUACAAGUUGCCAGAAAGAUACCUCCAUCUACAGGAUCUGUUCAUAUACGAAACCAACUUACGUUGAAAAAUGUUGUCCUUUAACUUUAAUAACAAAUCUUCUUUAUACUCUGUAUUCAUUUUUCAUUACAACCUUAUUUUGUAUUUAGCAUUGUAAUAAAAAACAUUGUUUAACCGUG